Messenger RNA from Mucor velutinosus, 2289 nucleotides. RefSeq names its product pheromone-regulated protein prm10. The transcript is spliced from 10 exons. The record is from RefSeq and is a predicted model, not a curated record. Gene Ontology annotation, biological process: protein O-linked glycosylation via mannose. Gene Ontology annotation, molecular function: dolichyl-phosphate-mannose-protein mannosyltransferase activity. The coding region runs from base 1 to 2289 and encodes 762 amino acids. Gene Ontology annotation, cellular component: membrane; endoplasmic reticulum. Lineage: Eukaryota; Fungi; Mucoromycota; Mucoromycetes; Mucorales; Mucoraceae.
AUGGGUAACAAGCAGACUGAGCUAAAGAAGAGAAAAGCUACUACGACAGUGCCAAGCAAGGAGCUAUCUCACACACAGGAGAUACAUGAGGACAUUGACGCCAUCAAGAAGCAGCUGAAAUAUCAAGAUGGCAUCAACAAUGUCAGCAAGCACAAGAUUGCAUCGACAUCCGUUGCCCUCAUGUCGUUCUUCACGACAUUCUACAUGAUAUGGUUCCCUGCUCAAGUAGUAUUUGAUGAGGUUCAUUUUGGCAAAUUCGCUGGGUACUAUUUGCAACGCACCUUCUUCUUUGAUGUGCACCCACCACUCGCCAAACUCAUGCUUGCUGGAGUGGGUUAUUUGAGUGGGUUUGACGGUGUGUAUCAAUUUGCAAAUAUCGGGGAAAGCUAUGCUGCAAAUAACGUACCGUAUAUUGCGCUUCGCGCUCUACCAGCUUCACUGAAUGUAUGUGGUGUAGCAUUGAUAUACAACAUCCUAAAAGUGUCAGGGUUCUCUGUAUUGACUUGCUUCACAACGGCUACAUUGUAUCUCUUGGAUAACGCUUUUAUUGGUCAAAAUCGUCUUAUCCUACUGGACAGUAUACUAAUCUUUUAUAUGCUGACGACAAUCUAUUCAUAUAUCAAGUUUCGUAAAUAUAGACACCAGCCAUUUACUCUUCCAUGGUGGACAUGGCUGGUGGCCACCGGAACAAGCAUGGCACUAACCCUAAGUGUCAAAAUGAUUGGGUUGUUUGUUGUAGCUGCUGUUGGCCUGGCUGUGGUGAUGGAUCUAUGGGAUUUGUUGGACAAAAGGAAAUAUGGAUUGACUACAAAGACACUCUUUCAACAUCUUGGUGCUCGUGUAGCUGGACUUAUUCUAGUGCCUGCCCUUGUUUAUUUGUUUUGGUUUUAUAUUCAUUUUGCUAUCCUCAAGUUCUCGGGACCUGGAGACGCUUACAUGAGCACCCGCUUCCAAGAUACGCUGACCAACAACCCUCUGCGUAUCAAUUCACUUGAUAUCAUGUAUAAUCAAUCCAUCAAAUUACAACACAAGGAAACCAGAGCAUUUCUCCAUUCUCAUACACUCACAUACCCAGCCAGAUAUGAAGACGGUAGAUACAGUUCCCAGGGCACUCAAGUUACCGGUAACAUGCAGCCUGAUAUCAACAGCUACUGGCGUAUCAAGCCCACAGGACCUCUAGAUGAAACAGCAGCAGCAAAGCGGCCUGUCAAACACAACGACAUCAUUCAGUUGGAACACAUUGGCACAGGACUUGAUCUACUUACACAUGACGUCGCAUCACCUUGGAUGCCUACUAACCAAGAGUUCACUACAACGAAAUUGCCUGCACGUUACAACGAGACGUUGUUUCGAGUGGUAUUGGAUGACCACAAAGUCAAUCAAGUGUGGUCUACCCUGAUGCAAUCUGUUAAGCUUAUCCAUGUGAGGACUGGGGUCGCUUUGUGGUGCAAUAAUAGAAAUUUGCCAGGCUGGGGAUUGAAUCAUAUGGAAAUCAAUGGUAACAAGAAGAGCGGAGAGGAGAAAAACUACUGGGUAGCGACAGAUAUCCUUGGCUUGAACGCCACCGACAUCAACCUCAAAAAGCAAGAAAAGAAGGUCGCCAAGCAGAUGGGAUUUCUGUCCAAGUUCCUAGAAAUACAGAUCAAGAUGAUUACACACAACAAUAAAUUGACUGGCUCGCAUCCGUAUCAAUCAAGCCCUUCCAUCUGGCCCUUGAUGUUGCGUGGCAUUUCUUACUGGACCAAAGAUGACACAAAGAGCCAAAUCUAUUUGACAGGUAAUGUGGCAGGAUGGUGGUCUGCUCUAGUGGCCAUAGGCCUGUUUUCAUUCGUGUCCAUCCUGGAUAUGGCGCUCAAGAAGCGCGAGAUAUUCAUCCUGAGUGCCACAUCCAGAAUCAGGUUGAACAGGUCUGGUGGUUUCUUUUUACUGUUAUGGGCGACUCAUUACUUUCCGUUUUAUCUGAUGGGAAGGUCACUGUAUUUGCAUCACUAUUUGCCUGCAAUGGCUUGCAGUUAUCUGCUGCUGGGAACCGUGUUUGAAUACUUGUUUAUUGAUGGAGUCAACUCGCCCAUCUCCUAUCAGCCUACUGAUAAGAAGUACACUAUCAACCAUGCAUGUACUACUAUCAAGAGUUACAUUGCAGCGUUUGUUCUGAUUAGCAUGCAGUUUAUGGUUUAUUUGUUUUUAUCGCCACUGACUUAUGGCACUCCAGGCAUGUCGGCUGAAGAGGCCAUGAGACACAAGGUGUUGAAGUCGUGGGACAUUCAAUACGCCAAGCAUUUUAAUUGA